UAUAAACUAAACUGGCGUAAACUUGCAUAGCGGUGUAUUGGUUGUGGGACUUGAAACAACUUGAAAGACGAACAUCUUCGGAAACGUUGUUAUAAUUAUCAUGAAGAAAAGAAAAACAAGACGUCAACUUUUGUCAGAGAAAAAAGCUAUUGCUAAACAAUUGGUUGAUAAAGCAAAUUCAGUGACAAAUCCUUUAGACCCUUUAAAUGAUUUUCAUAAAUAUACAACCAAAGAUAAUCAAAUUAUUGAACUAUCUUGUAUGAGAGCCAAAGAUGCGCUUCCGGAAUGCAAAUCUUGGAUAUUUGAUAUUAUGGAACGUAAUAUGAAAUCUCUGUAUGAGCAGUGUGAUUGGGGGUGGGAUCCAAUUGCUAAACAAAAAGAAUUAACAGAGCCAGCAGCUUGGUAUUUAAUAGCUUCUUCUAAUAAUGUAUAUCUUGGAUUUUCUCAUUUUCGAUUUGAUACAGACAAUAGAGAAGAAGUAUUAUAUUGCUAUGAGAUACAGUUGGAAUCUGUAAUAAGAAGAAAAGGGCUUGGUCAUUUCAUGAUGUCAGCUCUUGAAUCUAUGGCAUUGGAAAACAAAAUGCGUAAAGUAGUUUUAACUGUAUUUAAACAUAAUCCAUCGGCUGUACAGUUUUUUUAUUCUCUUGGUUACAAAUUGGAUAAGACCAGUCUACCAAUAUCCGAUGAAGCACAUUACAUUAUUUUAAGUAAAUUUAUAAAGUGAAGCCAAAUGAAUUCAACAAAAUAUUAGAUUAUUUAACCUAAGACUGUGUUUUAUGGAAUAA
Molecule: messenger RNA, 785 nt
Organism: Osmia lignaria (orchard mason bee)
Lineage: Eukaryota; Metazoa; Arthropoda; Insecta; Hymenoptera; Megachilidae
Gene: Naa40
Product: N-alpha-acetyltransferase 40
Cellular component (GO): nucleus
Molecular function (GO): histone H4 acetyltransferase activity; protein N-terminal-serine acetyltransferase activity; histone H2A acetyltransferase activity
Source: RefSeq, a predicted model, not a curated record